CCCCUUUUGCCUGUCAGGAUGAGGCGGCUGAGGCGGCCCUGGGCCGGCGGCGGAGGCUGAGGCGGCGGCCCCUGUUGUGCUCGCUUCGCUCCACUCGCCUCACUUAGCGGGCCCGGCCUCGGCGUGAGCUGGCUCAGCCAUGGCCCAGCCCGGGGCGGCGGCAGAAGAGUCGUCGACCGAAGCUCUCCUUCAACGAGUAGCAGAACUGGAAAAAGUCAAUGCUGAAUUUCUACGCACGAAGCAGCACCGUGAGCAGGAAUUUAAUCAAAAGAGGGCAAAAUUUAAAGAGCUGUAUCUGGCUAAAGAAGAGGAUCUGAAGAGGCAAAAUGCAGUACUUCAGGCAGCUCAGGAUGAUCUGGAGCAACUGCGAGCGCAGCUUACGGAAGCCCAGGCUGAAAUGGAGAAUAUUAAAGCCAUUGCGACAGUAUCUGAAAAUACAAAGCAGGAAGCUAUUGAUGAAGUGAAGAGGCAAUGGCAGGAAGAGGUUGCUUCUCUGCAGGCUAUCAUGAAAGAAACUGUCAGUGACUAUGAACUCCAGUUUCAUCACAGGCUGGAGCAAGAGCGAGCUCAGUGGAACCAAUACCGAGAAAACGUGGAAAGGGAAAUAGUGGAUCUGAGAAGACGUCUUUCCGAAGGCCAAGAAGAGGAAAACCUGGAAAAUGAUAUGAAGAAGGCCCAAGAAGAUGCAGAGAAGCUUCGUUCAGUUGUGAUGCCCAUGGAAAAGGAGAUUGCAACUUUGAAAGACAAACUGACAGAGGCUGAAGAAAGGAUAAAGGAGCUGGAGGCUUCAAAGGUUAAAGAACUGAAUCAUUAUUUGGAAACUGAGAAAUCCUGCAGGACCGAUCUAGAAAUGUAUGUGGCUGUUCUGAACACUCAGAAAUCAGUUCUGCAGGAAGAUGCAGAGAAGCUGCGGAAAGAACUUCACGAAGUCUGCCAUCUAUUAGAGCAGGAACGGCAGCAGCACAACCAGCUGAAGCACACCUGGCAAAAGGCCAAUGACCAGUUCCUAGAGUCGCAGCGUUUGCUGAUGAGGGACAUGCAGUGGAUGGAAAUGGUGCUGACCUCUGAGCAGCUUCGGCAAGUGGAAGAACUGAAGAAGAAAGAUCAGGUAACACUGAAGCCGAGUACAGUCCCAUCCAUAAGAAGGGAAGAUGAAGAGCAGCGGAAACUUCAUAAAAGGAAAGAAGACAAGCAGAAAGGCCCUGAUGAUGAAUCGAAAGUAAGCUCCAUCACUCAUGAUGAAUCCCUUCCGCAGUUCCUUGGUGAAGAGGUGCAUAUAAACAGUACUCACGGUUCAGUCCACUCACUCGACACAGAUGCCCUGUUGUCUUCGGGAGAAUCUCUCAAGUCAGACAACGACAUGUUCAAAGAGGGCCUGCGGAGGGCACAGUCAACGGACAGCUUGGGAACAUCAGGAUCCCUGCAGGCCAAAACUCUGGGCUACAACAACAAAGCCAAAUCGGCUGGCAAUCUUGAUGAGUCUGACUUUGGACCCUUAGUUGGGGCGGACUCUAUGUCGGAGAACUUUGACACGGCCUCCCUUGGCUCUCUGCAAAUGCCCAGUGGGUUUAUGUUAACCAAAGACCAGGAGAAAGCAAUCACAGCAAUGACACCGGAGCAGGAGGAGACAGCAUCCCUGCUCUCCAGCAUUACACAGAGUGUUGAGAAUGCUUACGUAUCUCCUAGCGGUUACAGAUUAGUUAGUGAAACUGAGUGGAAUCUCCUUCAGAAAGAGGUGCAAAACGCUGGGAACAAGCUGGGCCGGCGCUGCGAUAUGUGUUCCAAUUAUGAGAAACAGUUGCAAGGAAUCCAGAUCCAGGAGGCAGAAACCAGGGAUCAGGUGAAGAAGCUUCAGGUGAUGUUGAGGCAGGCCAAUGACCAACUAGAAAAAACCAUGCACAAGAAACAGGAGCUGGAGGAAUACAUGAAACAAAGCACUGAAGAUUCAGGAAAUCAGAUCUCCUCGCUUAUUGUUAGAGUUCAGGAGUCCGAGGCCCUGCUUAGCGAACUGCAACAGGCAUUUUCUCAAGCCAGGAGAGAUGUCCAGGACCAAAUGGCUGUCCUGACGCAGUCGAGGGAACAUGUCUCGGAGGAGUUGUUGAGACUCCAGAAAGACAAUGAAAGCCUUCAAGGAAAACAUUGUCUGCAUGCCUCUUUGCAGCAGGCUGAAGACUUUAUCCUGCCAGAAUCUGGAGAGGAACUCCGCGACCUGGUCCUCAAAUACCGGGAAGACAUCAUUAGUGUGCGGACAGCAGCAGACCACCUGGAGGAAAAGCUGAAGGCGGAGAUUUUGUUCCUGAAAGAGCAGAUUCAAGCUGAGCAAUGUUUGAAAGAGAACAUAGAGGAGACUCUACAGCUGGAAUUGGAGAAUUGCAAAGAGGAAAUAGCUGCUGCUUCCAGUCUGAAAACAGAACUGGAGAGAAUAAAAGCAGGGAAGGAGCAGUUGGAAUCCGCCUUGAAGGAGAAAAACCAACAGCUGGAAAGCUUGCAGGAAAGGAGAAACAGCCUUGAGGAGCAGCUGAAGAAGGAGUUGGCUGCAAAGGCAAACCUGGAGCAGCUGAUGUUUGAGGAGAAGAACAAAGCUCAGCGGCUGCAGACGGAACUGGAUGUUAGUGAGCAAGUGCAGAGAGAUUUUGUGAAGCUUUCACAGACUCUUCAGGUCCAAUUGGAACGGAUCCGGCAGGCAGAUUCCCUGGAGAGAAUCCGUGUGAUCCUCAACGACACAAAACUGACAGACAUUAAUCAACUGCCUGAAACAUGACACCCUCCAUAGCAGGGCUCUAAGGCUACAAAAUUUUUGUUUUGUUUUGUGUUUGUUUCAGGUUUUUUUUUUAAAGAAAAACCCUCAUCUUUAUAGCAAAACAUUUAAUAAUUAUUAUUUAACUCUUAACUGAAAGAAGCAGAAGAUGGCACAGGGGGACAAUGAUCCAGGCUGUGUUUCUGGAAGGGAGAGAUGGCUUUGUGUUGGGCGCAGAAAAGUGUCAGAUGGAGAGAUGAGCAAGAUGCUUUGGGGGGGGGGGCUUUAGUGGGGGCUGGACUUGUCAAAAUAACCACCCUCUCUCACCUCCACCCCUCCUCUGGAAUUUGGCUCUCUUCUUUCUCUCACCUCUUCCCAUUAAAAACAAAAUAUUGUGGUGAAGGUAGUUCUGCAAAUCAAAUCUCCCCUUCUCCCCAAACCAUAUUUUGGAGUGAAGCUGUUGAACUCCGCCCCAAUGAAGACUGAAGGGCUACCAAGGGUAUUGAGUGUGAGAGCACGGCAGGCUAGGCAGAUGCCAGUCUAGCAUGCUGUAUGAAUAUUUUAUAUUAAAAUAUGAAUUUAUCUGCAGGACACUGGAUUUGGGGUUUUUGAGCUCGGUGCACAAAUUGUAUCUCGUAUGUUGUGCCGGAGGAGACCAAUUGCGGUUGAAAAGUGUGAUGGGACAGGAUGUCCGGGGGACGGGGUGAGGGGCAGUGUAGAUGAGAAGGCUCUGAAGUUGUCGAAAGAGAGGACUUGGCCUUUGGAGGAAAAUGACCACUAGAAAUAAAAAGCCUCGGCCUCCAGAUUGUUGGGGCAAGAGAAUGGGUGGCAAAUGCACCCUGGAAUGGCUGCAGGAGCAGGUUGAAAACAACACUUUUUGUGUUGCCUAUUUUUCAGGUGGCAGGCAAAGAUAUCCUGCCCUAGUUGAGCUGAAAUUUAGGAUCUUUUCAUUUAUGCACUCCUUUUAGCAAUGGAAGGGAGCUAUAUCCCACAAUUCCUCCCCACAAAGUGUGUGUGUGUGUGUGUGUGUGUGUGUGUGUGUGUGUGUGUGUGUGUGUGUGUUUUGGGGGGUAUUUAAUCUGAAUACAAAGAACAGAGGAUGGAAUUAGGGUUUUUUAUGACUCUUUAAUAAAACAAACAUGUCGAUUUCAAGGCACCGCCAAGUGGAGCAGGUGCUUUUCAGACUCACAAAUUUAGAAGCUGUAAAAUAUGCCGCUCGUUUAAAAUAGAUUCUGAAGUGGCGGUUAAGCUUCAAUGGAAUCAUUCUUGGAUAUGCCCCUUUAGAUGCAGACUCCCCGUGCUGUGGACUUUGGGUUGGAAGCUGAUCAUGCUCUGGCCCCGUUGUAAAUCAGUGGGACCUCCAUGCAACUCAUUUGCCCUCUGCAUCCAACCAUUUGAGCUUGAAGGCAGGGGCGGAAUGUACUGCAGAAUUUGGAAGAAACGGGCUUUGAGGCAGACCCACCAUGAAAUAAACCUUAUUUACAGGAUCAAAUGUAUCAAAAGUAUUUUUGAUUUCUCUCAACCAUGAUUCCCUGCAUUUCCAGUAAGAGCGUAUAACUUCCUAGAAAGUGCAUCUUAGAAGAAGGGUUGUGUGAAAUGGGCAGGGUGUGCUGUAGCCAUGAGCUGCAGCUCCCUUGCAUUCCUAGCCUUUGCCUUCAACAGGGAGGUGCUUUGGGUGCAAACAGCAGCCCUUUUCCCUUUCUAUUCCUGCUACCAAAAGCCCAGCCAUUGCUCCAUGAAGCUGAUUUUCUAAAGAUUGGAAUGAGCCUAGCAUGGUCCUUAAUAUAAUCAUGUUCACCAUUACCUGAUUAUUUCCCAAACAACUAGUGAUCUGAAAUUCCGCUUCAUAUUUUAUCAGUGUAAGAGGAGGAAUUACCACAGUUCCUCGCCCCUACCCCGCUCCUGCCAAGGGUCCCAGUCCAGACUUAACCACUUGGGGCCAGAAGUAAUCAGUCACUUUGGCUGUUCUGCAGGUUUCUGUUGUGCUGGAAGCGAUCUCCUAUGGGAGUCUCUUGCUCAGUGUGGUUCCACCCACGUAAUUGCUACAUAAUCAGAAAACACUUGCUGGAAUCCAGUGUGUGUGUGUGUGUGUGUUUAUGUGAGGGGUGGAAUACUGCAGCAGUAAAGAAAUGGCAAGGUUGGGGUGCCUCCAGCUGCGAGGAACAUUUGCAACCAGUAGGAUUGGGAGAGAAGAACCUAGUCUUGCAUUGACAAGUUUCUUUGGAUCGUUAAUUCGGUCCUAGAAGCUGCAGGGGAGGUUUUCCUCUUUCUUCAAGCAUGCCUGAGGCUAACUCUCCCUGUUUUGCUCCUGCCAUUUCAACAUUGCCACCUUCUCUGGUGAGCCACCUUUGGAAAAGCACCCACAACAGUCAGUUUUAUUUAACUAGUUGUCUUAAAGUGGUUAGAAACUGGUUAAAUAGGAAGAUUACUAUAUAGCAUGUAGAGUAGCAUAAUAAGACCAUUACUGAACCCACUACAGCUUAUGCAUUGAAGAGCAGUACUUUGUGAGGUCAGGUUCUUGAUUAACCGAGUUUUUCCAUCCAGAUGCCUAGUAUGGCUUCAGAGACAACAGGGGAAGUAUGUUUUCAGCUCCUGAGGACAGGGGAACAGAUCAGCAGUACUAGAUUUUAAAACUUUCAUAGUUGUAACUAAAUUAACAGAAGAUUGACGGUGUAAUGCAGAAAUUCUCGAACCUAGAACCCAAGAUACACACAGGAUGAAUUAAAGAAGCCGUCCAAAUAAUUUAGAAAAGGGAAAAUAAUUUUGUUCAAUGCCGGGAAAUCCUCAGUGAAAGUAAGCAAUUUAAUUGUGGACAUAAUUUCUUCUAUAAUUAAGCUCCCCCCUCUUUUUUAAAAGGGAAAGUUGCGCCCAUCUGACCUUAGGUCCUGGCUCUCUUGCUGUAAAGGAUUGCUUAAUUUCUACCAUUGGCUUUCAGGGUUACGCACUGAGCCUUAGCUACUACAAACAGGGAAUAUAAUACAGUAACUCUUGAGAAUGGGGCUGUGUGCAGAAUUUAAGAGAAAAAGCCUGCAAGUUUUAGCUCUGUUCUGUAUACUUGUACAGUCUUAAUAUGUGCAAAAUAAGUUCUUGCAGCAUGUCUAACCUGUUAACAUCUUCUUUACUUGACUCCUGUGCCAUUGCUAUACAACCUCUUAAAGCAUGGUUUGGAUAAGGAUAAGGGUAGGAGGCAGGCAAGUCAUCUAUGAAUACAGUCCCUUAAAAAAUUAGUUAAGCCUUUAAAUUCCAAAUGAGUGUGUCUGGAAUAAUACAUUCCAAUGAACCAAGCCUCUGGUGUCCUGUGAAACUGUGGAUGUAAAAUUCUCCUGUCUACCAAAUUCAGAAAUGUAACCAUUUGUUAACUGUAUUUGAAGGUGUAUCCUUAAGAAGUGUUUCAAAUUAAAGGAGGUAAAAAGUAUUUUGUGAUCCUUCUCAUACUUCCUUUCUGCCCUGGUGAAUGUUAGGUCAUGAGGCUAGAAAGAGAUCUGUGACGCUUUCCUCAAAAUGGUCAUAGUAGGGGACCAAUCUAAUGUUCUGUUCAUCACUGAGCCUAAGGAUUUGUUUCCAUUAUUAUCCUGUGUUAAAUCAUCCUUAUGACAUCAUGGCAAGUUCUGACUUGCUUUUAUGCUCAGAACUGAGCUGCAGGUUGCAGGGAGGGCAAAUUACUGUAUUUACUCAAAUGUAAUGCACAUGUUUUUUAGCCAAAUUAUGUCGCAAAAAUUAGGGUGCGCAUUAAAUUUGAUGCCACCAGCAAAUAGUUUUUUAGUUUCAAUGUUCUUGAAAAUUGUGUGCAGUAGAUUCGAUGGCACAUUAGAUUUCUAUAAAUACAGUAAGAACUAGAAAGGCACUUAGAGGUUUUCUGUUCUAGUACGUAAGGUAUAAAUUUUCUUUAAAAAUAUAUGGGGUAGGGUAGGAGCGUAAUUUGCAAAUGGGUAAUUGGCAACAUGGUUUUUUACUUAUUGGACAAGGGGCAGACUUGAAUUAAAUCACGAGAAAACAUGGGCUGACAUUUUGCUGUUAUGUUAUGUGAAUGCUGCAAAAAAAACCUUGAAUACAUGAGCAGCACUGACCUUAAUCUGGCACCUGCAAUAUCUAGGGGUAAAACCGUGCUUGUGCUUUCUCCUUUGGCGUGUGGGGUAUUAAUCAAUUCUGUAGAGAGACUUUCAGAGUAGCACUGAGGCAGUGAUGGUAUGGACUGAAGGAAGAGGCUCCAUAUACAAACAACUGAAUAUAAUAUAUAGAAGAGGGUGAAAGGUUGUUUUCUGCUGCUCCAGAGAAGCAGACAAGGAGCAAUGGAUUCAAGCUACAAGAAAGAAGAUUCCACCUAAACAUUAGGAAGAACUUCCUGACAGUAAGAGCUGUU
This is a messenger RNA of Zootoca vivipara (common lizard), 7097 nucleotides long. RefSeq names its product rabaptin, RAB GTPase binding effector protein 1 (gene RABEP1). The record is from RefSeq and is a predicted model, not a curated record. NCBI's taxonomy places the organism in Eukaryota, Metazoa, Chordata, Lepidosauria, Squamata, Lacertidae. Gene Ontology annotation, cellular component: endocytic vesicle; endosome. Gene Ontology annotation, biological process: endocytosis; Golgi to plasma membrane transport. Gene Ontology annotation, molecular function: growth factor activity; GTPase activator activity.